AUGGCCCCCCCGGACCCUAGCCAUGGGGGUAUCUCGCAUUAUGAGAUUCUCGGCCUCCCUCAUCCUCCAGUUUCGUUGAGGAAGCAAGACAUCAAGGCGGCCUACCACCGCGCUUUACUCCAGUAUCACCCGGAUAAAUCUAGCCCGUCAAUACCAUUAUCCUCACCGGGAGAAGAUAUAGGAAAGCAGAAUAGCCUACCUGGCACACUAAAUACCCCUAAAUCCGCAGAGCCUCGUACCGUGGACCAGAUUACAACUGCCUAUAAGGUUCUUUCCAGCCCAGCAGCAAAAGCUGAAUAUGAUCAGUUUCUUCUGCUAUCGGGAAUUCCAAGGACUAGAUCAAAUAUUGGGAGGAACGAGAAUGAUGACGUGGUUUUCCGCACUGGUUUAGAGGUACUUGACCUUGACGAUAUGGCCACAGAGACAGUUUCAUGUCAGUCUGAUGGGAGCGGAGGGCAAGAGACCAUUGAAACGUGGUAUCGAGGUUGUCGAUGUGGCGACGAAAAAGGAUUUAUGGUUACCGAGGAAGAUUUGGAGAAGGAAGUAGAGAAAGGAGAGGUUAUUAUAGGCUGCCGGGGAUGUAGCCUGUGGGCUAAGGUGGUGUUUGCUGUGGGUGAAGACAUUGAUGGAUAA
This is a messenger RNA of Trichophyton benhamiae CBS 112371, 633 nucleotides long. Its product is annotated as DnaJ domain protein. The record is from RefSeq and is a predicted model, not a curated record. Gene Ontology annotation, biological process: protein histidyl modification to diphthamide. Lineage: Eukaryota; Fungi; Ascomycota; Eurotiomycetes; Onygenales; Arthrodermataceae. Gene Ontology annotation, molecular function: metal ion binding. Bases 1 to 633 code for a protein of 210 amino acids. The transcript has a single exon.